Messenger RNA from Gossypium arboreum, 1263 nucleotides. RefSeq lists its product as uncharacterized. The record is from RefSeq and is a predicted model, not a curated record. The coding region runs from base 1 to 1263 and encodes 420 amino acids. The transcript has a single exon. Lineage: Eukaryota; Viridiplantae; Streptophyta; Magnoliopsida; Malvales; Malvaceae.
AUGGUGCCUGAUCGGCUAACUCUGCAUAUGAUGGAAAAGAAGCCGAUGGAGACUUUUAGGCAAUACGGGCAAAGAUGGAGGGAUAUCUCGACUCAAAUAGAACCCCCAUUGACUAAAACUAAAAUAAUGGUCCUCUUCAUCAACACUUUGAAAGCACCAUUUUAUGAUAAGUUGGUAGGAAGUGCCACAAAAGACUUCGCAGAUAUUGUAAUAUCCGGGGAACUUAUAGAAAAUGCCAUCAAAAGUGGAAGGAUGGAAGGUUCUGAGAGCUCGAAAAGGGCAGCACCCAUAAGGAAAAAAGAAGGAGAAACCCAUAUGGUGGGAAUUGGGAGCCACCACACUUCUAAUCCUUACCUAACCCAGCCACGACCUCGAUAUCACCUGCCUCCAAACUUUUAUUAUCCUCCCCAAAGCCCUUACUAUCAAGCACCUCCUCCUUACCCCGUCUACGCCACAGAUAACCAAAGACCAUUUGCCAUGUUCCCACCAAAAACCAUGCCUGCUCAAAACCAACCCAAAAAUGAACAAAGACCGAUAAGAUCCAAUCUUGAAAAACCCCAGUUCACCCCAAUUCCCGUGUCAUACGGAGAGCUGUACCCAAAACUGUUGGAAAAACAAUUAAUAUCCCUACAUUAUAUGACACCCCUAAAGCCUCCAUACCUGAAAUGGUACGAACCUAAUGCUAGUUAUAUGUACCACGUUGGAAACCAGGGGCACUCUACAGAAAAUUGUUUGGCCUUUAAAAGGAGGGUUCAAGGUCUUAUUGAUGCAGGCAUUCUACGAUUUGAUGAUGCAGGCAAUACGGUUGGAAAUCCGCUCCCUAACCACACUGAAGGGAACAUGAACGCGGUGACAAAAGAAGAUAGAAGGCGUGCCAAAAGUUGUGUUUCUAAAAUAAAGAUACCGCUGCGAAAGAUUUGUGAGGUAAUGGUUGAAAAGGGGCCGUUCUGUCAUCCCAAUAGCAUUCUCAAGUGUUUUUGUGAUUUUCAUGGGAUCGAGGGGCAUGACAUCCAGUCUUGUGAAGGAUUCAGAAAACUACUUCAAGACAUGAUAGACAACAAGGAAGUCGAGAUCUUUAACAAAAUGAAAGAAGACGAUGAAAGAGAAGUAUGCACUUCUGAUAAUCAAUCAUCGGAUUUCCCUUAUAGUGCCGAUCGACCAUUGGUGAUUUAUUAUAAUGCAAAAAAGGAGCAAGUGAAACCAAAGAUGAUAAUUGAAGUACAUUCUCAUUUCCCUUACAAAGAUAACAAGGCAGUACCAUGA